UGAGCACUUCGCCCGCUUGCUCGGACCUGUGCUCCCGGAGAUGUCGCUGGAUGUCGCGGAUCCAAGCCACCCGCUUGACGUACGGGCUGCGGUCGCGUUUGCGCAGCAUCGCCGGCAGCUUGUCGGAUUUGAGCAUCAAGGAGAAUGCGGCCGACAUAACGACGAGGAUCACGUUUCUUGUUGCAGAGGACCCUGACGCAAGUCAAGCGUUUCCAAAGGCACCAAAAUGGUGCAGGUGAGGAUCGUGCUGGCGGCAACGCUGCUAGUGAUGGUGACGGUGGCCAUAUUUGUGGGCGUCUACUUCGGCGUGGAUAGGAAUACGCAGCCGAGCAACCACGUGUACUUGAAGGCAGCCGUGGCGGCUGACGCUGGGCCGUGUUCAGUGAUUGGCAGAGACAUAUUGAAGAAAGGAGGCUCGGCAGUAGACGCCUGCAUCGCCGCCUUGCUCUGUGUCGGCCUGAUGAACGCUCACAGUAUGGGCAUCGGGGGAGGACUUUUCAUCACCAUCUACAACGCAAAAAAUGACACGGUGGAAACUAUCGACGCUCGGGAGACGGCGCCUCGCAACGCAACGGAGAAUAUGUUUGGUAACAGCACAGAUUUGUCCCAGAAAGGAGGUUUAUCCAUCGCUGUACCGGGAGAGAUUCGAGGUUAUGAGCUGGCUCACAAGCGUCAUGGCAAACUUCCUUGGAAGGAUUUGUUCCAGCCAAGCAUUGAUCUGGCAGAGAAAGGAUUUCCUUUGGGCCGGGCGCUGGCCAAAGCUCUGGCCCGACAUAAUAAAACCGUCAUCAAAGACGUAGCCUUGUGUGAGGUUUUCUGCCGUAACGGCGGCGGCGACGUCUUGAAAGAAAACGAUACCAUUAAGUUUCCCAAGCUUGCAAACACUUACAGGAAAAUAGCACAAGAGGGCGCUGACGCCUUCUACCGUGGAGAACUUGCACACAAUCUGGUGACAGAUAUCCAGGCUGCAGGCGGAAUCAUCACAAUGGAGGAUCUGAGGGAUUAUGUGCCAGUCUUGGAUAUGGAGCCUUUGAGCGUGAUGGUGGGGGAGUACACCAUGGCUGUUCCCAACGCCCCCGCCAGCGGCCCUGUGCUCUCGCUGAUAUUAAACAUCUUGAAUGGGUACAACUUGACAUCUGACAGCGUGGCGAGCACCGAGAAGAAGAUCUUGACGUACCAUCGUAUCACGGAGGCAUUUCGUUUCGCCUACGCAAAGAGGACCUUGCUCGGAGAUCGUGCUUUCCUCAACAUCACCUCCCUCAUCGAGAACAUCACCUCUCAGUCCUACACCGACGAGCUCCGUGGAAAGAUCACUGACUGGACGACUCAUAACAUCAGCUACUAUGAACCAGAGUUUUAUCUCCCCGACGACCACGGAACCACGCACAUUUCGGUGGUUGCGGAGGACGGCAGCGCCGUGGCGGCCACGAGUACCAUUAACCAAUAUUUGGGCUCCAAAUUCUUGUCAAGGUCAACGGGGAUCCUUCUCAACAACGAGAUGGAUGACUUCAGCUCUCCGUUAAUCACAAACGGUUUCGGGGUGCCUCCGUCACCGAAUAACUUCAUCCGGCCAGGGAAGAGGCCAAUGUCUUCCAUGUGUCCAACCAUCAUCUUUGACAAAGAACGCCGAGUGAAGAUGGUGGUAGGCGGCUCGGGUGGUACCAAGAUCACUACCUCCAUUGCUCAGGUAAUCCUGAAGGCACUGUUCUUUGACUACGACUUGAAGAAAGCCGUGACCGAACCGAGGCUCCACAACCAACUGAGUCCUAACGCCACUGUGGCCGAGCCAGACUUUGACAAAAAUAUCUUAGAGGGUCUGGCAAAGAAGAACCACGAGAUCGAAAUCCUUAAAUCCACCGGAGCCGUGGUGCAAGCCAUUGUCCGCUACAAGGAUGGACUCCACGCUCAGUCGGAUCCUCGUAAGUGGGCGUACGCCGCGGGCUACUGAGCUCACCUGCAAAACGCCACACCACUCCGAUUGGCCAUUAACUUUAGAGACUCUCUGAACUUCUUGUCCUUUGCACCAAACGCUCUCCCGAUAAUUUUUUUUGUAGAUAAGUGCACCAACGAAAUGUAACUAGCUCCCGGUGUCACCUGCAUUGACCUCAUUGUCCUCUCGAAUUUUAAGAGGAGCCACUGUGAAUGUUUAGAGCUCAGCCUCUCUGUGACCUUUUUGGCCGAUCAUAAAAGUGUACAAUUCCUUACUCUUUUUGUAAAUCAUUAACACAGUCAAGUUCAGUACUGUCCAAGAUGCCAUUAUGUAGCCACAAGGGCAACUGCUCUUUAUUGGACUGACGUUUCUUCGGAAGCUUCCAAUACUUAUCGCAAUAUGGCAUCUUCUAUGCUAGAAGAAUGUGGAACUGUAUUACAAGACAAUGAGUUGUUUUUCUCUUUUGAACUCUUCAUUUUAUUAGAAAUUGUGUCUUAUUUCUUUAGGAUGUUUUAUAAUGUCUCUCUUUGGUUUAAAAUUCUUUCAAAUGUUGGCUGCGCACGUUGAGUUACCUCGUGUAUGAAAUUGAAUAUAAGUACAGAUAAAUAGCAGUAAUCAUACUGACACUUGACUGUUUUUAGCUGACCAUGUGUGGUGGUUAUCAUUUUAAAAAAGUAUUUUGAAAAUAGGUCUGUUGAUAUAUCUGAUUUGCCAUGGGGAGUUGAAAACAUUCCGAGUGAGAUUCUCCAAUCCGUUAAUACUAAAAUAAGCAAUUGAUGGUUCAUUUUCUCCAUUGUUGAUCAAGGUAACCUUUUAUUGCGAGCCUCACUUUCCACUUGGUGAGAUAAUAAAGCCCUAAAUUGAG
Syngnathus typhle (broad-nosed pipefish) is the source of this 2795-nucleotide messenger RNA. RefSeq names its product glutathione hydrolase 1 proenzyme-like. The record is from RefSeq and is a predicted model, not a curated record. Gene Ontology annotation, molecular function: glutathione gamma-glutamate hydrolase. The transcript is spliced from 14 exons. Gene Ontology annotation, biological process: regulation of immune system process; peptide modification; glutathione catabolic process. The coding region runs from base 227 to 1948 and encodes 573 amino acids. Gene Ontology annotation, cellular component: plasma membrane. NCBI's taxonomy places the organism in Eukaryota, Metazoa, Chordata, Actinopteri, Syngnathiformes, Syngnathidae.